Messenger RNA from Chaetomium globosum CBS 148.51, 1311 nucleotides. RefSeq lists its product as uncharacterized. Gene Ontology annotation, biological process: mitotic sister chromatid segregation; protein localization to mitotic spindle pole body; microtubule anchoring at mitotic spindle pole body. Gene Ontology annotation, molecular function: protein binding. Gene Ontology annotation, cellular component: mitotic spindle; MWP complex; microtubule organizing center. Bases 1 to 1311 code for a protein of 436 amino acids. The record is from RefSeq and is a predicted model, not a curated record. The transcript is spliced from 3 exons. Lineage: Eukaryota; Fungi; Ascomycota; Sordariomycetes; Sordariales; Chaetomiaceae.
AUGGCAAACAUAUUGCGACUGUCUUCGGCAUACGUUGGCUUUGGUGCGUCGGACGCCGAGAUCUGUGUUAUCUCCUCAUUCGGACUCAAGUUUUCCAUGUUCGACCUCGCCUCGUCUAAAGCGACUGAGAUCGGCAGCCCCAAGGUUUUUUCUUCAUCCUCUGCGUCCAAAUGUUUCUCCUUUCGACCCGAGACACGUCACCUUGCGGUGCUGACGAGAACUUCGGGUAAGGACAUGGUAAGCAUACACAGCUAUCCGACAAGAGGACUGCAGAGGUCCUGGGCUCCCGACACAAUCGAUGCCCAGGCAUUGGUUUGGAGCCCAGACGGGCGGUGGCUGGUAGUGUGGGACUCGCCCGCCCAUGGCCACAAAGUCCUCUUCUAUACAUCCGAUGGUCACGUCUUCAAAUCCUGGUCUGGGCCUGCCAAUCCCCUUCCGGAGGAUCGGGACUUUGCUCUCGGAGCUGGUGUCCGGACGGUCGAGUUUUCUGGAGACGCCCGAUAUCUUGCGGUUGGCGAUUUCAGCAGGUCUGUUUGCGUCCUCAACAUGACCUCCGUCACGGAGACAAUGCGAUUGCGGCACCCGAGAACUCUCGUCCCGAAAGAUACCCUCCAGGUUUGGCAGGAGCAAAUUGCCGUAUCACAUGCAGGGCCUACCAUCCACACCUUUUUGCGAACGACCCAGGGCAUAUCCCCAGCCCCUGCGUUGAGGGACAACUCAGAGCCUGUCUCCGGAUGCGCCUCCAUUUCGUUCGAUCCCUCCUCAACCCUUGUUGCCACGCGGCAGGACGACUCCCCCAGUACUGUCUGGGUCUGGGACGUGCAGGCCGCAGAGCUUCGCGCAGUGCUCCUCUUUCAUGGAAAUGUGGCGAGUCUUUCGUGGCACCCAACCAUCUCUGAAACCCUGUUAGUCAGGUGCGAAGGCGACCAGUACAACGGCUUGGUCUUUAUCUGGGAUCCCCUCUCGGAAGGUCCCCGGUCUGUUGACUUCGCCCGCCACUUACCUGGCGGCAAGACAGGUGGCAAGCUUCGGGCUCUGUGGCUUGGGGUUGAGCAGUCGACUUCUCCGUCCGUUUUCUUCUCGGACGCCCAUCAUUACGUGCUUGCAUGUCUUGGCGAGACGGCACAAGGCCCGGCUCCGUGGGGCGACCACGAGUUCUCGGGACCAAAUUUGUCAAUGGAGGGACGCAACGAACGUGAAGAGUCCCCCCUCCACCUGAUCCCGGCAGCUGACGCAAGAGAUGAAAUCCCCGUCUUGGAUGAGGACGAUGACUCUAGCGAGCUGGAGGACACCUUUGUUUACAAGCGGUAG